Ochotona princeps (American pika) is the source of this 2244-nucleotide messenger RNA. RefSeq names its product FTO alpha-ketoglutarate dependent dioxygenase (gene FTO). The record is from RefSeq and is a predicted model, not a curated record. Gene Ontology annotation, biological process: RNA repair; regulation of multicellular organism growth; DNA alkylation repair. The transcript has 9 exons. Bases 133 to 1647 code for a protein of 504 amino acids. Gene Ontology annotation, molecular function: mRNA N6-methyladenosine dioxygenase activity; broad specificity oxidative DNA demethylase activity; ferrous iron binding. Lineage: Eukaryota; Metazoa; Chordata; Mammalia; Lagomorpha; Ochotonidae.
GUAGUUCUCUGGGCUCCAAGGACGCACGGCGGCGGGCGGGAGCAGGAUUGUGGGAGAACUACAAGCAGGAGGCGGGGUCCGGAACGAGAGGGCUGCGCGGCUCGCGGUGGCGAAGGCGGCUUUGGUGGCAGCAUGAAGCGCACUCCGACCGCGGAGGAAAGCGAGCGCGAAGCUAAGAAGUUGCGGCUUCUUGAGGAGCUUGAAGACACUUGGCUCCCUUAUGUGACCCCUAAAGAUGAUGAAUUCUACCAACAGUGGCAGCUGAAAUAUCCCAAACUAGUUUUCCGGGAAGCCGGCAGCGUGCCCGAGGAGCUCCAUAAAGAAGUCCAGGAAGCCUUUCUCGCACUACACAAGCAUGGCUGCUUAUUUCGGGACCUGGUGAGGAUCCAAGGCAAAGAUAUACUCACUCCAGUCUCUCGCAUCCUCAUUGGUGAUCCAGGCCACACCUACAAGUACCUGAACACCAGGCUGUUCACGGUACCCUGGCCGGUGACGGAUUCUGCUAUAAACUACACUGAUGCAGAAAUAAGCGCUGCUUGUCAAACCUUCCUCAAACUCAAUGAUUAUCUGCAAAUCGAAACUAUUCAGGCUUUGGAGGAACUGGCCAUCAGAGAGAAGGAGAAUGAAGAUGUCGUGCCAUUGUGCAUAUCAGAAUUCCCCAGGGUGGGCCUGGGGUCAUCCGAUGAUGGCCAAGAUGAAGUGGACAUGAAGAGCAGAGCAGCGUACAACUUGACUUUACUGAAUUUCAUGGAUCCACAGAAAAUGCCUUACCUGAAGGAGGAGCCUUAUUUUGGCAUGGGGAAGAUGGCAGUGAGCUGGCAUCAUGAUGACAACUUGGUGGACAGGUCCGCGGUGGCAGUGUACAACUACAGCUGUGAAGGUUCUGAUGAGGAAAGUGAUGAGGAUUCCAAUCUCGAAGGCAGAGACCCUGACAUUUGGCACGUUGGCUUCAAGAUCUCGUGGGACAUAGAGACGCCCGGCCUGGCAAUACCGCUUCACCAAGGAGACUGCUAUUUUAUGCUUGAUGAUCUCAAUGCCACCCACCAGCACUGUGUUUUGGCUGGAUCACAACCUCGUUUCAGUUCUACCCACCGAGUGGCGGAGUGCUCCACCGGAACCUUGGAUUACAUCCUACAGCGCUGCCAGGUGGCUCUUCAGAAUGUCCGCGACGACGUGGAUGGGACUGAUGUCGCUUUAAAAUCUUUCGAGCCUGCAGUUUUGAAACAAGGAGAAGAAAUUCACAAUGAGGUGGAGUUUGAGUGGCUGCGACAGUUUUGGUUUCAAGGUCACCGGUACAGAAAGUGCACCGACUGGUGGUAUGAACCCAUGACUCGAUUAGAGGAGCUCUGGAGGAAGAUGGAAGAUGUGACAAAUGCCGUGCUGCGUGAGGUUAAAAGAGAGGGGCUCCCCGUGGAACAAAGGAACGCAAUGCUGACUGCCAUCCUGGCCUCGCUCACCACCCGUCAGAACCUGCGGAGGGAAUGGCACGCCAGGUGCCAAUGUCGAAUCGCUCGAACUUUGCCCGAGGAUCAGAAGCCAGAGUGCCGGCCCUACUGGGAAAAGGAUGACCCUUCCAUGCCUCUGCCGUUCGAUCUCACAGACCUCAUGUCCGAGCUCAGAGGUCUGCUUCUGGAAGCCAAGUCCUAGAGGGGACCCCAUCCCGGGCAGAGGAAGACACAAUCCCUUUGGCUUUUCUCUCUUUCCACCUUGUCAUGCUUGGGCUUGAGCAAGGGCAGUGUAAACACCUCUCAACCUUUGGAUUCGGAAAUGUGGAUCCCAGUUUAAUACAGCGAGGGAAUGGAGCCCAGCAGUGUUGGAUUCUGUCAAGAUGACGCCAUGUUAGAAUGUGAUUUGAGAUGAAACAAGAAUUUACCCCAAAAUAAUAUUGCAGCAGGGAUGAGGCCCAGCUGUGACAAAGCCACAUUUCCUUUCCUUUCACUCACGCCUUUCCAAGAGGCUUCACAGGGGACCCAGGCUUCUGUGGGGAGACAGGACAAACAUCCAUACGUCCACCCCAGUUUCUUCCGACACCCUCUAGAGUAGAAUAGCCAAGGCCAGUGAAGUCAUUUGGUCUGGUCUUUGCCAAGGCCACUGCAAGACAGGACUCAAAAUUCAAUAAACCAACAGCAGGCUAAUGUGUAAACUGUUCGUUUAAUAUGACCCACAAAUGAUGUCAUAAAUAUCCAAAUAACCCUUGGCUAGAAAAGAGGUUCCCUACCAGUGAUCUUAAGUUUGUGGGAGCCA